Messenger RNA from Anopheles marshallii, 1431 nucleotides. RefSeq names its product facilitated trehalose transporter Tret1-like. The transcript is spliced from 5 exons. Lineage: Eukaryota; Metazoa; Arthropoda; Insecta; Diptera; Culicidae. Gene Ontology annotation, biological process: transmembrane transport. Gene Ontology annotation, molecular function: transmembrane transporter activity. Bases 1 to 1431 code for a protein of 476 amino acids. Gene Ontology annotation, cellular component: membrane. The record is from RefSeq and is a predicted model, not a curated record.
AUGGUCGCAAAAGGUGUCCGAAAUCAGUACCUAGCGACGUACUGUGCGAAUCUCGCCACACUGAUCUACGGUCUGUCGAUAGGAUGGCUUUCGCCCAACCUGAUCCUGAUGUCCUCGGACGAGACGCCGCUGGUGACGGGUAAGAUCAGCAGCGAGGAACAGGGUACGGUCGGUUCGAUCGGUACGAUCGGCUGCAUGCUGGCACCGCUGGUGUGCGGCUGGGUGGCCGAAAUUGCUGGCCGAAAGUCCGCCCUGAUGCUGAUCGGGGUGACGCAGCUGAUCAGCUGGGCGGUGAUGCCGUUCGCUACCCGCCUGUCCGUGAUCUAUGCGUCGCGCAUCUUUGGCGGUUUUGCCGGCGGUGGAACGCUGUCCAUAGUGCCAUUGUUCGUGUCGGAGAUAUCGGAGGAUAGAAUACGAGGAACGCUCGGUACAAUGCUCGCCAUCUCAUGCAACUUUGGAAUCCUGCUCGGUUUCAUCAUAUCUCACUACGUUAAUUGCUGGGCCGUGACGUACCUUGCGCUGCUGCUGUGCGUGGUCUACUCGCUUGGUUGCUGCUUCUUGCCAGAAUCUCCACAGUAUCUGUUUGUCAAGAAGAAGAAGGAGAAAGCGAUAAAGGCGUUGCGGUUCUAUCGCGGAGAGGAAGCCGAAAGUGAAACAUCACAAUUUACCGCUGAGGUGGCCCGCUUCAAGGACAUCCACAAUGUUGGCCCGCUCAAGAAGAAGGACUCCAACCAGAUACACAUCAAAGAUUUCCUGACCCGAUCGCGCUGGAAGCCGAUCCUGAUCUGCGUAAUAGUGAUCAUGUUCCCGGCCGGUUCCGGUUCGAUACCGCUCAUCACGUACACGGCCACCAUCUUCCAGGAGUCCCAGUCCAACCUUAGCCCGGCCAUGUCCUCCAUUGUGGUGGCGACGCUGCAGCUGAUCGGUUCGUACGUCUCCACGAUGACGGUCGAGAAGGCGGGCCGCCGUGUGCUGCUGGUCGUGUCCACGCUCGGCUGUGCCGUCUGCACCAUCACGAUGGGCACGUACACCUUCCUGCAGGAGAUGCGCGUGGAGGUGGACUGGUUCCGGUGGGUGCCGGUCGCCAGCAUGUCCGCCCUAGUCUUCAUCAAUGCCAUCGGUAUCGGUAUUGUGCCAUUCAUCAUCAUGACCGAGAUCCUGGAGCCGAAGAUCCGCGGCUCGGUCGUCACCUUCUGUCUGCUGGAGUUUUCCGGCGUCGCGUACCUAGUCGUCAAGUACUUCCCGAUCGCGGUCGAGCAGCUCGGGAUGUACGCGUGCAUGUGGUUCUUCUCCUGCUGCUGCGUCGCGUCCGCCACCUUCGUCCUUACCUGCAUGCCGGAAACGAAGGGCAAGAGCUUCGAGCAGAUCUCCGAAUCUCUCAACGGUGGCAAGAAGUCAGGCCACAAGGAUGUCGCCCCCACGCCCGUCUGA